Messenger RNA from Anisakis simplex (herring worm), 777 nucleotides. Lineage: Eukaryota; Metazoa; Nematoda; Chromadorea; Rhabditida; Anisakidae. The record is from the annotation of a GenBank genome assembly.
AUGAGAAGGUAUUUCAAUCAGAAGCCAGAGAAGUUGGCUAUGCUGAUAACAAAGUAUCAGAAUCGCAGUGGAUUCUGUCAUCGUGAUCUGUUUCGUCUAUGUCACAUCCGUCCAUUGAUGUCGUUCCCGAAAGAACAUGCAUAUUGGCAGCAUCACAAAGAAUACGAUUUCAUACUCGCCUAUGUUGUUGGAGAUACUGAAGAAGCGCGUAAGCGUAAGGCAGUAGAAGGCGAAGGUGAUGCGGGAAAGAAGCGAAAAACUGAGAACUUGAAGCCGGAAACAGAAGAAGAACGCAAGAAGAGAGAGGAAAGACAACAAGCGCAGAUCCAAAGGCAGAUGGCAAAAUUGAAACUGAUUGAAAGCAAUAAGAAAUUAAUCAGUGACCUGAAACGGGCAGAUGCACCGGAUGCCGAAGGAACACAAGUGGCCACUUUAAUCUGGGCUGUGGAAGAGAUCAAACAAGUGACGGAUCCGCAUAAAGCAGCCGAUUUGAUUCGAGGAUGUGGUGCGUUUUGGUUGAAUAUCUUUCAAGAGCUUUUAAUAGGGCAAUUAACAAGUGAAGAAGCACUCCAUCAGGCUAGAAUUCAUCCGAUGAAUGUGCUCUUAGCAUCAGCAGUGUACAAAUCAGGUGGUGGAUUCAGAGGGAAACUCCGCUGGGAUACGAACGAAAAGAUCUCAGAAGCUUUGGAGAAGGCAUUCAUUUUAUCGUUCAAAAAUGUGACACCAUCAAAUAAACGUUUCUGUUUGGCGCUUGAUGUCUCGGGUAUAGUGAUUUGA